Molecule: messenger RNA, 510 nt
Organism: Alosa alosa (allis shad)
Lineage: Eukaryota; Metazoa; Chordata; Actinopteri; Clupeiformes; Clupeidae
Product: cyclic nucleotide-gated cation channel alpha-3-like
Exons: 5
Coding region: 67-441 (124 amino acids)
Source: RefSeq, a predicted model, not a curated record
AACAAAGAAGAAAAAUCUGGCUUCCCUGAACAGCCGAAGCAGGCGGCUGGCCUAGAGCAAGAAGCCAUGCCAAAGAUCUGCACCCAGCAGUCCUCUCCCUCCCCUAUGUCACCCGACACACGUGAACGUGACCUGGACCAGCUUGAGAGCGGCGAAGAGAGGGAAUAUGAGGAUCUACCAUGGUCUCAACAAGACUCGUUUAGUGGCACAGGAGCCAUGGGCAGAGUGUCGCGUUUCGUGCACAUGGUCCAAGGCUGGAUGUCCUCAGGCCAAGAGGACGGGAGGCGCACCUCCAUCAUGGAGCACUCCCAGGAGGAGGAGUUCCAGGAGACCUGCACCGAGACCAGAGAACAGGCCCUCCACUUACGCAGGAGAAAUCAUGUCAGCCAAUGGCCUCUUGCCACCUAUAAUAUGAACAACUGCAACAACACAGACGAGUAAGUAAAAUCACCAUAAUCGGAAAUAAAUUGUUGUUUGAUGAUUGUCUUGUCAAUCAUCCCAAUGUGCUAC